AUGGCUUCUUCUGCCUUUGUCUUGCACCGCCUACCACGCAUCAUUGCGAGAACGCGACCAUCUUCAUCAUUGACGCCGCUGCGGAGAGCGCUGUCGACAUUGCCUAACAAUCCUCACAUUUACGUUCAUGAUGCCCCCGACUCGACGCGUCACAAGAUCCUCUCCUACCUGCCCAAUGAACCCACCAUCGCCUCUCUCGCCAUUGGCACUACCACGGAGAUCCCACCGACUCCCAAAUCCCUCGUCGAGAAUCCUCAAUUCUUGCAGAUUCUGCACUGGGUGAUCAAAGAUCAUGCCGUCAACGAUCCAGACGUGCAAGCGCAAGCUGCCAUGUAUGCGUCCCAAGCCGGCAGCGCCCUCGGUAGCGGCGGCACCUUCUUUCCUGCCAACCACCCAUCACAGCAGCGACAGCGACGGAAGACCAAGACCAAAGAGUAUGGUGGAGGAGGUGGCGGAGAUGCCGGAGCGAGUGCACAGGGCGGUAUGGGAGGUGCGGGCAGAGGAGGGUACAUUCAUGUCAGUGACCAGAGGUACCCGCCCGACUUUGGACGGGUUGCGUAUCCCGAGGAUAUAUUUGGCAGUCUUGAACUGGACUCGACGGGAAAUUUUGUGGACGGUACCGGACGCUAUCAGGCUGGCAAUACUUACCGGGUCGUGACGCAUGAAGGAAUUCUGGGACUCAGCGCAUACUUGCGGGAGCGACUGCUGGAAAAGUUACGUGAGCUCGAUGCGCAGGCUCGGCAGAAUGCGUAGGAGGCGCGUGCAGUGCUGUUCCUUGACACUCGACGAUAUGUGAGUGUGCGUGUGGACGGGUUUUCCUUGCCCAUGGCUCGAUUGUUAGCUGCCAGAGAGGAAGAGUGGCGAACCAAGGCUUUUGGUCCUGUUACGGCACGACCAAUUGUGUACUCCCGCUUUGCUCAAAACUUCCCGAUGGUGCUUGAAAACCUUCGUAGCCACUGCUUCCAAGCGAUACGCAAGUGGUGAUUGCACCAGAGACCUGCGUCAUGCUGUCGGUCUGGUCGAACGAUGCACAGCCCAUGAAUGUUUCUAGUGGUACGCCGUGGCCCGCUGGAAUUGAAUACUUUGACUUCCCCCUUUAGAGAUCCGGAGAGGCAAUACCGUGGCAACGCCAGUCGACGGCGAAGCUUAUGGACGGCGAAGAAACAUAAGAAAGACAAGCGAUUAUCAGUCGUGCGUGGGAACUCUUCAACGCAUUCACUCCUCUGCUCGCACUGUUAUCUAAUCUUGUGGCGCGAAUUGUGAAGAUUAUCGUCAUCUGAAGACAUUGAGGCUUUCCAACUGCCGCCCAAUCGCCACACCAGCUGCUCUGCACGUGUCAGUGAAGUUGUAACCCUGGGUGAAGCAAAGGCUUUCACGACUUGUUGACAAGUCCAACCCCAAGUCCAACUCGAACUUCAACUCCAACAACACCGCCUUGGAGUUCCAUUACCACCCCAACUUUAACAACUUCCAACCCCACUCCAUAUCUUUCUCCGAUGCCGGGAUUGGUGGCUCCUGAUGCUCCCGCAUCACCUGUACACGCAUUGACUGCGAGGGGACAAGGCCGAGCGGAUAUGAGCACUCGAACCACAGCCUUUUACGGCGGGAAUCCAUUUCUCUACGAGCCGGAUCGCCAGGGCCGACGACACUGGCGUCUGGACCGACAGAAACCUCCAGGAGAUGCUUACGAUGACCACCCUCUCGUCCCAGCACAUUGGUCGGUUUCCCCCGCAAUGACACAAGUCGACGACGCCUAUCGGUAUGAUACAAGGUGUGACCGACUGUCGCAAUGGACACCCAAGAUGCACACAGUCAACGAACUCGCCGACGAGGUACUUCGCGCGCAUGGCGUCCCUGAUGUGGGUCGUCGCGGGCUGUACAUUUGUGGCCACAUGGCGGACGUCGUAUACAGUCCCGAUGCCAAUGGCAAAGACCGGAAUAGCGACCGAGAGCGAAUCAUGGUCUUUGUGAUUGAACUGUCUCGCGCAGAUCGUCACAAGUGGCGGGAUAUGCAUGAAGAGUUGGUCGAGGUGUUGGUACGUGCCGGAGUCCGCGACUACCAUGGAGUACCGAUUCGGUAUUUUGAGCUCCGAACAUCCAUCUCACUCACCGCCGAGCCAGAACCUUUGGACGGCCUUGAGCAAGAUCCCGCGGAAGAGAGCGUGGAAAGUCCAACUUCCCCUAUGUCCAGUGCAGCGAUGCCUGCUUGGGCCACAUCAGCUCCGCCUGUGCGCCCAGCGCCACGGUCAUUGCAGACGUUCGCUGAGGCUCAUGAAUAUGUGAUGGGAAGAAGUCGUGAAUAUAUGCAGCAUAGAAGUCAGGAGCAGGAGAGGAAUGUGGGCAGUGGGAAUGCUUUUUUCUCGCGAGACCCUCGACUGCAAGACCCUCGACUUCGACGCAAUCAAUGACGUGGGAGAAGGGGGCAGGAAAAGGAUGCGAAGAAUGGCAGUUGUUGUGGCAAAAGGAUGUUUCAAAAGACGGGCGUUGAUACACCAUCCACUGUGUUUUUUUCCACAGUGGUAAGGUAGUAGAUGGGUAAAUGCCGAUUACAUUACAGAGCGGAUCCGUCACGUUAAUUAGGUGGUACUUGUGCAGUUUUUUUUAGAAACGCUCUUUUUUCUUCUUCCUCUUCCUCUCUCCCUCUCUCUCAAUCCAUAAACUCAACCGUCCUCUUCGACGCUCACAAUCCACAGACUCCCGAAGCCACUCGUGUGACAGUCGCAUCAAUAGCACCCAACUCCACCGCUCUCCCCCCCGUCAAAGUAUCCAUGGCCGCCUUGGCCAAAUUCAUCCCAUCACCCGCACGAUCAAUUCCGAUCACAUUGAUGGUUUUUUGAUUAUACGUUACUUGAUAACAUGCUCCACACUGCGCACUCCCCCAUCCAGCAAUUUCGAAACUCCCUCCAAUAUUAGGAAAUCCAGGAAUUUGACCUUGAGUUUGGAAGCCGUGGGUCGUGAUGAGGCCGUUGGGGCCGUCGCUGCAGGCGACGGAUGUGAGACUUCGGGAGGGGUCGUCGUAGCCUUCGUCGUAGCUGACGCGGAUGGCGGAGACUGUUGCUGCG
Sphaerulina musiva SO2202 is the source of this 3062-nucleotide messenger RNA. RefSeq lists its product as uncharacterized. The record is from RefSeq and is a predicted model, not a curated record. The transcript is spliced from 3 exons. Bases 1497 to 2408 code for a protein of 303 amino acids. Lineage: Eukaryota; Fungi; Ascomycota; Dothideomycetes; Mycosphaerellales; Mycosphaerellaceae.